Anguilla rostrata (American eel) is the source of this 4105-nucleotide messenger RNA. It is a transcript of the gene fam241a, whose product is annotated as family with sequence similarity 241 member A. Gene Ontology annotation, cellular component: intracellular membrane-bounded organelle. The record is from RefSeq and is a predicted model, not a curated record. NCBI's taxonomy places the organism in Eukaryota, Metazoa, Chordata, Actinopteri, Anguilliformes, Anguillidae. Bases 154 to 540 code for a protein of 128 amino acids. The transcript has 2 exons.
AGCUCCUCCUCUCGUUACGUCAGAUCACACAGCAUUACAGCUGAACAGCUUGUGGGGUAUGCUGUCAGGAAGGCUAUCUUUAGGAUCUGUUUUAAGCCUUCACCGAAGCCUGACCGAAGCGGACCCUGACACCCCGGAACAACUCAAAUAAAAAUGUCUGCCUUGGGUCCAACUGUCAGUGACAGACCAGUACUGCAUCGACGUGAUUUUGAAGAAUUGGAGAACCGCCGGAGAAGAUUUCACUCACAUCAUGCGGUGAAGCGCGAUGUAGAGCCAGCUAGGCAGGAUGCGCUCAGGGAGGGCCCGUCCGGAUCGGACCCGCAGCCGCCCCCGGUGGACGACUGCGAGAAGCUGGGGACUCUGUUUGGCGAGCUGAACAAGUGCCUCCGGGGCGUCGGCUUCACGCAGGUGUACUUCGGGGAGAAGAUCGUGGAGCCGGUCGUCGUGGUGUUCUUCUGGGUGAUGCUGUGGUUCCUGGGAAUCCAGGCACUGGGACUGGUUGGCGCGCUCUGCAUCGUCAUCAUCUACAUUCAGAAGUAAUGUUCGGAGGCGAACGGCCGACACUUCGGGGGAAAGGCGUUCUCUCGGGACGGAGGACCGGGGGAAGGGGGGCGCUCUGUCUGUGGAAUGCCGGCUUCCGUUGUGCGUUUCGGGGCUCCGGUGUUGCAGUCUUCAGGGAAGUGCAUAUCAGGCAGGCGUGACGUGGUGAUGACGGAGCGACGGAUGGGCGGAGCUGCCACCGAUUUGAACCUGAACCAUUGUUUUUCGGUGGAUGGCAAUGCCUUUUAAUCGGUUCGUUCAAAAAAAGCAAAUAAUUGACAGCCGACUGCUGUACAUAUUUGGUCGACCCAUGGAACCUCAGUCUCACGUCAACAGUGUGAAGUGCCAAGCUGAAUGUUAUUUAUAAUAAAAUAUAUAUGAGCGUUGGGUUUUGGUAGCUGGAGAGUAAUUUAUUUAAAUGAUUCAAAUGGAAAAAAUCAUAUAUAUAUAUAUAUCACAUUUGGAAGAUGGAAUUCAUAUUUGUAAGUAGCAUGGAUUGUUCUAUCAUUAAAUUGCACUUUGCAGUAGCAGGGCUGCUUUUACACUAAGUAUCAAACCCCUUUGGCACGACGCUGCUUGUAUGAAGAUGUUUAAAUUUUAAGUUUUGGGAGACUUAGUUAUCAUGCUGAACCUGCCAUGGCAAUGGAAAAUCCUGGCAGGUCCUCUCUCUUGGUUGAAGGUAACAAGGUUUUUUCGUGGGGGAUGUUGUUGCGAGAGUCUGCCUACUAGUGCCAACCCUCUGGCCAGGGAGCAGUCUAACACAGGGGGCGGGGAAGGAGGUGGUGGAGCCUUAGUUCCAGACGUAUGAUUGUAGGUGUUUGUGUCUCCGAGGCCUAGCCCCCCCUAAAAUAGUUCUGGGGGGGGGGGGGUAUGGUCCCAAAAAAAAGUGGGGGAAAAUUUUGUUUGUGGCCAAAAAAGUAUAAAACUGUCAUGACUUUAAACGUAAGUCCAUGUCAUUAGAAUAUUUAAUGGGGCUAUUACUGAAUUAGGCACCCGUCCCCAAAAAAAGGGGGUAAAAGCUAAAGGAGCUAGAAGAGGGCUUGUCCUUGCGCACAGUUGCGCAGAAUGGAGACACGAGCAUGUUUAGGCUUUCCGUUUUAUAUCAUAUUAUUAAUCUAUGCUUUGUACACGCAAUUCAUAUCUCUAGAUCCACAUCAUCGGUUUCACAUGGUAGGCCCUUUCUUGUUGUGUAAUGGAGGGGGGAAAAAAACUGUGGUUAGCUAGAUUAGUGAGAGCGGUUAGGUUGGAUAUGAAAGCUCUAAUGACACAGAACGAAAUCAAAACCACAAUGAGGGGUAAUGGCAGCCUUCUCUGAUAAAUGUUUGUCCUUCAGCAGACAAUAGCUGAAGAUGUACAUGAAGGUUUCUAUAAUCAGCAGAGCAUGCCUUGUUAUAAACCUUCUGCAUGCCGUGAAGCGGAAAUGUCUUCAGAGCGAACUGGUUUUCGUAUGGGUAUGAGAAACUAUUUCAGAUAUUUACCAGAAAUAGAGACGCUCAGCCUGACCGUUUCUCACUCACAAUGGAGGUGACGGUGCACACUGCUAUUUGUAGCUUUUGUGGUUGGGGCAGGAGCGUAAACACAUCCUUUGUUAUACAUCUGCUGGCUUAGCGCUUUUCUUUAGAAGUCAACAUUUGAAUCGCACCUUGUUAAACCCGUCACAGUGACCCGAAAACGAGGCUAGCUUUUAGGCGCUCCACACCUCAUCCCUGGUAUGUGAAAGCGGGGCGUGUCAAGAGUUUAGGCUGCUGUAUCUGCCCAAGUUUAAUCUGGCGUUAAUGUUUAACUGCUCUUCCAGCGCCCGAUCUUCGGUCGGACCCGAAGCAGACUUCUGACUUUCGUUCUAAUCCCCCCCCCCCCCCCCGUAUAUAUACGCACCGAGACCGAGACACUCCCCCUUCGCAGAGCGAUGUCAUAUCUUAUCGUGUUUUAUGGUGUUCGGGUUUCUAGCGUGUCUGUUUGCAGACCCGGAAUGUGAGCGAGCAAAGGAACGCCUCGGGGCGGUGUUCACCGCUGUACCCCCCCCCCGGGGUGUCAGGGGACAGCCCGGUCGUUUGUUAUUCAGCACGCGAUUGAUAAGUUAUAGCGGUUUAUUCCAGCUAACUCACCUCGCCGUGGCUACGUGGGUCUGUUCUUGUUGCUGACUUUGAGGCGCGAAGAAAUGCCAGCUAGGGCCCGGGGCUCUCAAACUGGAUGGGAUGAACACCUCUGAGCUAGCACACAGGAAGGCAGUCAAAAUAGCCAGUGUUCUCCCCGUACAGAAAUAAAUCCACUUUCCUACUGAGUGUAGUGCAGGCCAUGGCUGCUAUAUCGUGGCUGUUAUAUGCCAUGUUGCUGCGGAAGAACGCGCUGUGGAUAUUUACGUAUAAAGUGAAUAGGCUGUGUGGGGCUUGGAGGUGGAAGUGUAGUAAGCAGUGGACAAUCCACAGUUGAGGCCAAAGUGUCUUCAUGGUGGGGCAGCCGUGCCCGAUCCACGUCACGCAGCAACUGUGAGCCAGUAAUCGGCAGCAAGAUCAGAGGUUGUAUUCACUUUCAGCUCCUGCAUCUCUUCCACCCUCUAACUCCUAUAUCCCCCAGCUGUGCCCAUAAAAAUGGGACCAGACAGACUUGUCAUAUGCCCCCAUCGGUGGCAAGUUGUAGCUAAGCUGCUUCGCUCUCUCAAAUGACCACUUAGGAACCGAUGGGCCAGUUUUUAUAAGCCAGGGGUGGGAAAUUCUGGUAGGUCAGCAAGUCAUAAGUUGGCAGGUUGCAGCAGUUUUGAGAUUUAAAAAAUGGCAGUUAGAAAGUUUAAGGUUUAGAAUACAGAGCUUCCCCCCUGGUCUAUACAGGUUAUCUGAGGUUAUUUUGUGGCUCAGCCUUUCAUGUAUGUAAGUAUGUAAAUGUGGUGGCAUAGGAAGUGUGCAAAACUCCAGACGGUUAAGAGCCAAAAUGGCUGACUUCCCCUAUUCAGGUCCAUAAGAGCUUUGCCUGAAACAAGGAACAGAGUACGCAGUCUGCUUCCAAAGUGUGUGAAAAUGCAUGGCUCAAGGUAAAAACCUCAUAUGGAAACUUUAAUAAAAAAAACUUUAAUAGUUCACUUUGGUUUCACCCUAAACCUGGAUUCAGUCACUUGUUCUCAACAUUGACUUCAAACAUUGGGAUUGCAUUUUUUUUACUUCAUGUCACUCAAACCGUGCGAUUUAAAAAAAAAAAAAAAUAGAAAAAACAUUACAUUUAAAUUUAAGCAUAAGUCAAUGUUAAGUUACGUUUUGACUAAAUACAGCCCAAACUAAACUGAUUUUGAGGGCAUAUUUCAUUGUGCAAGAAAGCCUUGUUGGCCAAAGCAUUCCAUGGACUGUUCUAAUCUCCUUCGGGUUCACGUCACCAUAUCAGAGAAUCUUUCAAAUGUAAACUGUCCUGUCUCCAUGCUGCAUUUUUUGUCAUCUGGUUUUGUUUGAAGAAGAAAUAAUUUGAUUGGAAAUGGAUCCUGUUUUAACAUUUUAUAUUGCAAAUGACUUUGAAAAAAAAUACUGUAUCCAUAUCUGCACAAAUUAAAGAAUAGUUAAAUAAAGGUUAUGUUUUUAAGAAA